GAUGGGUACAAGAUUGGUUCUCAGGUACAAGAUUGGUUCUCGGGUACAAAACUUUUCUUAAUCCAUCAACAGUUGUUUUGUUUGAUUUAGAACCGGUUAACUAAAUAUAAUAAAUUUUUGAUUUUGUUUGAUCGUUUUUACUCUAAGGUGUCAACCAUUUGCAUUAUCUUUAUCUAUACGUUUAGAACUUAAGGAUCUGUGUUAUUUAUACUGACUUCUAUGUAUUAUGAUAUUAACAAUGUUUAGAACAACACCGGCUCUAUCCGCUAAAAAGCGAAAAGCAAAACGCAACAUAACAUCUGAUGUCUGCCUAAUCUUUAUAUAUAAAGAAGAAGAUUGUCAAUGGGUUCAUCUCAAAUCACGGCUCAUGAAAUGGAUAUGGUCACUCAAAACCACCACCAAAACAACAAUUGCGACGAGAUCAGUGGUGAAAUUCGAGGAUGGGUAUUCAGUGGAGACGGUCUUCGACGGGAGCAAACUCGGUAUUGAACCUUAUGCGGUUGAGGUCUUGCCUAACGGCGAGCUGCUUGUUCUUGAUUAUGAGAACAGUAACAUCUACAAGAUCUCAUCUUCUCUUUCCCUAUGUGGCCAUGCCCCUUCUUUGAUUCGUCAUCACCUUGUGCCCAUUUGUGGUUGAUGAUGCAUGUACGUUGCUUUGGAAUUUUUGCAUUGAUCGUGAAGUUGAAGUACAUGUUAAUGUUUCUCAGAAGAACCAUAGUUAUAAAUAACAUAUAUACUCAGAAUGUUUAUAGUACACAGUACAAAAGAAAAAUGUUACAAAUCUCUUAGUUGAUUUUGAAAUAUUAAAAUGGCAAACCAUUCUGAGAAAUGCACUUUUAAAUUAUUUUACGACUUUGGAUUGAUCCACAUUCCUCUAGAGAUGCAGAUAGAAGCUUCAUAAGGAAAACCGAAACAACUCUCCCUGGCUCUUGCAAGUUGAUGCCAGACUAAUGUCGUUGUUUGGUGAAACUCUAAAUUAUGUUAUGUACAUAAGAUAUGAACCUGUGUUCAUUGUGGGAUAAAGUUAACAUAAGAUAACUUAACCUGAAUAGAAUUGAGAGUAUGUGACCUCCAGUUUCCGGCAUCAUGGUUCUUUUGCGUUGUUGUCUUUAAAUACGUUUGUGCAGAUUGCAGAGUCACUGCCUCAAAUCUGCUUCUUAUUUGGUUUGACGGGGGGGAAGAGAUGAUGGAGCUCAUUGAUGCAUUUCCAAAACCUCUAUAUGUAUGUAAAAGUCGUAUCAAGAAAAAAAGAAAAAGAAAAAUAAGAAUGGAUCAUUUCUUUUAAAGAUGAGUACAUUGUAUAAUAUUUAGUAACUGAUUCUAACGAUCAAUCAACUGUACCACCUUUACACAAUGCCAUGCCAGCUUCACUUUCAGCU
Molecule: messenger RNA, 1379 nt
Organism: Brassica napus (rape)
Lineage: Eukaryota; Viridiplantae; Streptophyta; Magnoliopsida; Brassicales; Brassicaceae
Exons: 5
Coding region: 227-637 (136 amino acids)
Source: RefSeq, a predicted model, not a curated record